Molecule: messenger RNA, 903 nt
Organism: Dipodomys spectabilis (banner-tailed kangaroo rat)
Lineage: Eukaryota; Metazoa; Chordata; Mammalia; Rodentia; Heteromyidae
Gene: Dtymk
Product: deoxythymidylate kinase
Exons: 5
Coding region: 33-671 (212 amino acids)
Biological process (GO): dTTP biosynthetic process; dUDP biosynthetic process; dTDP biosynthetic process
Cellular component (GO): mitochondrion; cytosol; nucleus
Molecular function (GO): dTMP kinase activity; ATP binding
Source: RefSeq, a predicted model, not a curated record
AGUGGCGCGGGUGGCGCGGGCGGACCGGCGCCAUGGCGGGCCCCCGCGGGGCGCUGAUCGUGCUGGAGGGCGUGGACCGCGCGGGCAAGAGCACGCAGGGCCGAAAGCUGGUGUCCGCGCUGUGCGCCGCGGGUCACCGGGCCGAGCUGCUGCGCUUCCCUGAAAGAUCAACUGAAAUUGGCAAACUUCUGAGUUCCUACCUGGAAAGAAAAAGUGACCUGGAGGAUCACUCCGUGCACCUGCUUUUCUCCGCGAACCGCUGGGAGCAAGUGCCAUUGAUGAAAGAGAAGUUGAGCCAAGGUGUGACUCUUGUUGUGGACAGAUAUGCGUUUUCUGGUGUUGCCUUUACGAGUGCCAAGGAGAACUUUUCCUUGGAUUGGUGCAAGCAGCCGGAUGUGGGCCUUCCCAAACCUGACCUGAUCCUGUUCCUUCAGUUACAACUGGGGGAGGCUGCAACCAGGGGGGAGUUUGGCCGCGAGCGGUACGAGAACGGGGCUGCCCAGGAGCGGGCGCUGCAGUGUUUCCAGCAGCUCAUGAGAGACACGACCUUGAACUGGAAGGUGGUUGAUGCUUCCAAAAGCAUUGAGGACAUCCAUCAGGAAAUCUGCGCGCUCUCUGAGGAUGCCAUCCUCAGAGCCGUGCAGAGGCCACUUGGGGAGCUGUGGAAAUAAGCAAGCUCCAGCGCCACGUCCUGCAGUCCCUCCCAAGGCGAGAAGACACUCUUCACCUUUGAGCCCCCUCUGCCACCUAGCUGGCAUGCAAGCCAAGGAAAGCCCUCUUCCACGCCUCCAACCUGAAGCUGACGUCAGUGGCUGAGCCAUUUCACUGAGAUCAUACAUCACUGGAAAUUACCAGUUAGUUGGACUUCUUGUUUCCUACUAAUAAAAACUGAACUGAAAAUGU